Messenger RNA from Ostreococcus tauri, 1287 nucleotides. RefSeq names its product Major facilitator superfamily domain, general substrate transporter. The record is from RefSeq and is a predicted model, not a curated record. The transcript has a single exon. The coding region runs from base 1 to 1287 and encodes 428 amino acids. NCBI's taxonomy places the organism in Eukaryota, Viridiplantae, Chlorophyta, Mamiellophyceae, Mamiellales, Bathycoccaceae. Gene Ontology annotation, biological process: transmembrane transport. Gene Ontology annotation, molecular function: transmembrane transporter activity.
AUGACGACAUCGACGGCACGAAAACUUCCGGAACGCCGCCGCUUCUCCCGCCGCGCGCACUUCGCCCUGGCCUUCACCGCGACCUCGCUCGUCGCCGGUACCGUCUACGGAUGGCCGCCGCUGCGUCGAUCGCUGCUCCGGGAGACGAGCGCGCUCGGGGAGAAGCGCCUCGCGGCGCACUUCACCGCGGGGUCGUGGAGCGUGCAAGGCGGACGGUUCGUCGCGGGAUGGUCGAGAGAUAAGUACGGGACGAGAUUCACGGCAUGCGUGUGCUUGGGAUUCGUGUGCUUAGGGGCGAUCGCGGUCGCGAGCGCGCGAGCGACGGAUGACGCGCUGUUGACGUGCGGGAUGUUCGCCGUCGGAUUGGGAAGCGGUUUGCAACUGUGCGUGCAGCCGGUGGCGGCGUUGUUUCCGGAGUGUAAGAGCACGGUGAUGAGCGCGCUGAGUGGGGCGUUUCAGGUGAGUGGAUUGGUGUUCUUGGCGCUCACGGCGGGGGACGAGAGGAAGAUUGGGUUUUACACGUUCGCGGGGUGCGUCGCCGUGCUCCUCGCGCUGUGUUUCGUGAUGCUGCCCUCCGGUCAAACCUUCGUGGAGACGGCCGUCGUGGAGACGACGGAGAGCGACGACGGCGAGGAUGGUGGGAUAAAACGCGUGAGCAGUUUGCACGAACGCACGGAGGGGUUGGCGAACGGUUACACGCGAGCGGAGCAGAUGCGUUCGGCGGAGUACUUUGGCUUGGUCGUCUGGUUCACCAUCGUCGUGUGUCCGCUGCAAUUUUACAUCUCCGCCAUCGGGUAUCAGUUGGAACUCAAGGGGGACGAGAAAGGGGAGUACUCGAGCAUUUUUGCCGUCGCCUACGGCGCAGUCGCCAUAUUUGCCGCCUUCGGUGGACGCGUCGCGGACAAGAUUGGGUGCGGGGCGUGCCAAGGAUUGGCGACGGUGUUCACCGCGAUUUCCUUUGGCGCGCUCAUGGUGCCAAAGAGCGCGGGCAUGGGCGUGCAAGUGUUUGGGAUGUUUCUCUACGGAUUCGGUCGUCUGUUCAUAUUCGCCAUGUACUUUGCGAACGUAGGUCGACGAUUCGGAUUCGAGCACUACGGCACGCUGUGCGGCGUCGGGCUGUUGAUCUCGGCGAUUUGGAGUUUGGUGCAGUAUCCUUUGCUCUCGUGGGCCGUCGACACGGGGAGUCCGAAUGGCUCGAACGCGGUGUGCAUCUCUAUGCUUUGUUUGACGCUUCCGUACACGAUUUGGCUCGGUAAACGCGAGCGCAUCGAACGGAGCAAACUGUAA